AGCAGACUGCCACAUUUUUCUCCAGCAGAGCGGCUGGGUGAGUUUGAAUCACCAACCCUUGGGUUAGCAGCCCUAGUUAAAAUAAGUAAAAUUUAAAAUAAGAACAUGAAGACUGUUUGCCUAGUCAGAAACUGAUGUAAAAGCAUCUUACAUCACAUUAGAAAACCUAGUGGCCUAGAUAGUUGUCUGGCCUGAAUAUAGUGAAUAAAUAGAAUGCUUAAAUAGAAACAUGGACUCACGAUGAGCUAGAAGCUGUGUGUUCUCAGUGACCAUAGUGCAGCAAAGUAAAAAUUCUCUUUUGAUUGGGUAAUGGAUACAGAAGUCCACUGCCACAUCUUUUUCCUGCAGAGUGGCUGGUAGGUUUGAACCACAGACCUUUUAGUUAGCAGCCAAGCACUUAACCACUGCGCCACCAGGGCUCUCUAAUAGAGUCAAGGCCUGAAAAUCUAAGCCACUAUAUAUCCAUUGGGAAAAAGUGGAAACUAAACAGAAAUGUUGCUGUUAAGACUUAGGAACUUUAGCUUCUUGUAGUUUCUUCAGCUUAAAUUUAAGACUUGAAUUGCAGUGGAUUGGGUACUUAAAAAUAAAUUUUUAAAAUUCCUAAAAGGAUCCGAAGAGUGGAAUAAAGUUGGUCUAAAUCAACUAUCUGUUGGACUUUUUAAUCACUGGCAUAACAUCGUGGCCCCUGAUAGUAGGUAUUCACUGUAUCCCAAAACAGGACAUUCUACCUUUAGGCAGCAGUGAUUCAAAGAUAUUCUGUAUGUCAGACUAUAGCCUGCUCUCAUUGAUUCUAGUUCUACCAUUUGGGAUGAUGCAGAACUAUCAGAAUUUUGUAUGUGACAGCCCUAAAAGUAUUUGAAGGUAGCACGGUUAACUCAUUUAUACAAAAAUGCGGUCUUCUUUCCAUAGCAUUAUGUUGGAACUGAGACUGAUUAACUUGGAGAAGAGAAAUCUCUGGGUAGAGUUAGGAGUAUAUACUUUUGAUAUUGUCUAAAUGAAAUAUAGUGGUUAAAUGCAGUUAAGGAGAUAAUGGAGUUAGCUGUCUCUUUGAUAUAAAUAACACCGGCAGAUGGGGAUAGAGGUGGCAUUUAAUGUAGUACAAAAAGCAUCAAAGCAUGCCAGAAUUUAACAUUAAUUAGAUUGAAUCUGGUUUUGUGAUGUUUUUCCAUGAAUUCUAAGCAGAACUUGAAGUACCUUUAGUAACAAUACCCAGAUAAACUCGAAUCAAAUGAUUAUAUUAAGAUAUCUUUUUUGCUGACAGUGAAAUGGCUCAAUAUUUUUUAUCUAAUUCCUACCAAGUGUAAUGAAAGAUUGAGGUAUUCAGUGGACCACAAUUGAAUGAAUAAUGUUGAAAUUGAUCAAAUUUUCUCUUUGCUCAUGCCAGAUUAUACUAGGUUAUUUAGAGUGCUAUUUUUUGGCAUAUGAUUUCCUUGUGAUUAUAUUUUUGAUCCUUAGAAUUGAGGUAUUGUACUUUUAAAAGAGUUAUUUUCUCAAGAGAAAGAUUGUGGCAGUGAUUUUCAAACUUAAUGCAUUGAAAAAGUCCUGCUUUUCAUAUAAAUUUAAUCAAUUAUUUAUAUUUAUAUAACACAGAAGUUAUUAGGUUUAGGAUCCACCAUACACUUGUAUGACCUCAACCGAUUGAUUAUAUUAUGGAAGGUCAUUACAUUAGAUUCUAUGUAAAGUCAUUACAUUAUAUUACAUCCACAGGUAUAAGUGUUAAGAUUCCAGUACAUAGUUUGGGGACACACAACUUAAUCCAUAUCAUAUGGAUAUACCACUUUUUAUUUAUCCAUUCAUCAGUUGAUGGACAUUUGGGAUUGUCUUAAUUACCUAGUACUACCAUAACAAAAAUACUACAAAUGAGUGGCUUUAAAGAACAGAAAUUUAUUUUUCACAAUGCUGGAGGCUAGAAGUCCUAAUUCAGGUUAUGACCAUAGGGGAAGCUGCUUGUUUGUAAAUACAGAGCAGAGUUUGCAAGUCGGAUGCCUACAGGGUCCAGGCAGGUAACUGUGAACCAGGUUGUAGUAUAAGAGAGAGUGGUGACAUCUGUGGAGAACUGCAGAGUAUAUGCCCUGUCUAAAGGGUUAUCUGCUAAUCAGCUCUGACAGAUUAUUACCACAUAGGAAAGUGGGCCCAGUAUUUCCAUAUUUCUUAAUUUUUCAAGAGAGAUCAGAAAUAAGGAAUUUUAAAUAUAGGCAGUUAAUCCUUUAACACUGGGUAGACCAACCUUGUGUGGGCCCACCAAGCACAUCUGUGUGCUGGAUUCUGCCCAGUGGGCAACAUUUGGUGUAUAGAAUUGUACCAGGUGUACCAUGGAAGCUACAGUAAAUUUAUUUGAUGAGAAAAAGUUAACCAUGUAUAAUAAGCACAUUACAAGCUUCAAAAUGCAGGUUGUUUGGUUUGAACAUGGUGCUCACUGAGCCUAGUGCUUGAGUUCAUUUUUCAUAUGGAUCAAUUAGUUAUAGAUGGAGGCAGGGGGAGGAGAAAUUAUUUACUGUCGUUUUUUGCCUCCUAAUUGCAAGCUUUCAUUUGCAGACAGGGCCAGUUGUGAGUGUGUGGAUUUCUGAGUGGAACCUCGAACCCAAAUGAGAAGAAACCUUCAAGGGACAACUACUGAGAACUACCAGUUUUAGGUCCUGGGUCAACACAGCAAUUUUUAUGCCUUCCUGGUGGUUCAGAAACGAGUCUCUGUAGAACCAGAACAAAGAAAGGAGAACAGUCUUUUUCUUUAUUAAAUUGACUGCAUAAGAUACUUGACUUCCAGGAACAAAAACACAGUGAAGUAAUAAAAUUAUUAUUUUGACAUCAUUGGACAUUCAUCAUAUUGAGGAGCGUACUUUGUGGAGCUUCCUGAGUUGAGAUUUGAAAUCUUCAUUGGUGCUCAUUUAUACCUGGGACUAUAAGCAUGAGUGAAUUCUGGUUGUGUUUCAACUGCUGUAUUGCAGAACAGCCUCAGCCUAAAAGGCGACGGCGAAUUGACCGAAGUAUGAUUGGAGAGCCAACAAACUUCGUACACACAGCUCACGUGGGAUCAGGAGACCUGUUCAGUGGAAUGAACUCAGUUAGCUCCAUUCAGAACCAGAUGCAGUCCAAGGGAGGCUACGGAGGCGGGAUGGCUGCCAACGUGCAGAUGCAGCUCGUGGAUACGAAGGCCGGAUAGCCUGGGGCUCCCGUCAUUGUGAAUUUCUGUAUUUUCUCUUUCCAUUAUUCUUUAAUUUUUUUGUCUUGUGAUUGCUUUUUUUUUUUUAAAUUACAAAAAAGAAGUGUGAUGACGUCUUGCUCACCCUCUUGUGAUUACCCCAGUGAUGCGUUACUGUUCUGCUUUGAAGAAGCUGUGGUCGGAUGAAUACUGCGUUUUCUUCAGCUGGCAUGCAUGCCUUUGGACUCAUGGACAGAGUUCUUUGGAUUGUGGCUUAAUUUUCAGUUUUUAAAUCAAUAUGGAUCUGAUCUUAGCAUGAUCUUUUUCGUGAAUGCUAGCACCAUUUUGAGAUCUUUUUUCCAUUUUAAACAUUUCUCUUUCCACUUCCGGCGCUCUGCCUUAUGAUUUUAUUGAUAAGCAAGGAUCUACUAGUAUUUGCUAACCUGUCACCAUUUAUGUAUAUUUCGGAAGGUGUGAGACCCAUAAGCACAAUGGUCAUUUUUAUUCAUUUGAAACUUCAGCAGGGUAGAUCCCGGCAUGGCUUUAUGGAGUUGCUUUGUCUGGGAGCCCACAGGUGCCAGAAAUCAGAAGUUCUUUGCUGCCAUGGGCUGCCAUACUGCUGCUAUUAGAUAGAAAAAGUUUCACUGUGGCACCAAGUCACACGGGUUUCACAGGAAAAGCUAACUUGUAGCUUAUUUAGAAGUAUGACUUUUUGAUCUAUUUGAUUAGAAUUGCAAUAAAAGAAAAGCUUGCAUUUUUGUAAGGCAUUCAUUCUGUUGUAAAUGUUCAGUAUAUUUAUUUUGAGAGCAAGGACCUGUGAUCUGAGAGCAGACUGUGAUAUGUAUCUGAGCGUUGUGGUUAAACUCACACCCAGUCUGAUUCUGAGCAUAGUCCUGCUGUUAGCUGUUUAUUUCUUUGUGUACUCAUUCUCUUUUAUUCUUACUUGUAUUUUAUGUUUAAUAUGAUGGUAUCUAAUCGUUCCCAGCAGCAGUGUGUUCAACUUCCAGCCUAUACUACUAACUGCAGGCUUCUAGAGUCAUUGGCCUUUCUGUAGUCCACAUAUUUUGGGGGUCAUGGAAGUUGCCAAGAGCAACACAGUCACCUGGCUGAAUCAUUGCCAGUGAGAACAACACAUAUAGUGACUUUUUGUGGUGUUGGUCAGAAGCAUUUGCUCAGGUUCCAAAAUAUGUUUAUCCUUCACAAAUUGUGAACGAUGUAUUUUAAUAUUAUACCAUUUCAAAUAUUUCUGUAAAUGCUUCUCCUUCCCUUAACAUUAAAACAUUUAAACCAUAUGUCCACUUCAGACAUAUCUAACUAAGUUGGUAGAUUAACAUUUCAUGCAGCAAACAGGGCUUAGUUGAAAACAUAUUUAGGGACUAUAAGGAAUCAGGUAAUUGAAUAAAGAAACAGCGAUCAUUUUCUCUGCUACCUUCUUGUAUUUUUCCCUUUCCCCUCACCUCAGUCCCAGGUUCUUAUGAAAGGUAGCUGAACAAAUGUUAGGUUGUAAGCAAAACAUGAAAGCAUAUCUCCUCUUGUUAUUUUGAAGUUAAGUUGCCCAGUACUGUGGGCACAGAUUAUCCCUGUAUUUCUGCAGUUUUGAGCCUUCAUAGGUGGCAGUCCCAAGCACAGAGACACUCAGUCUAGGAAGAAGGUUUGGACUCUUCAGAGUCACAUAAUUAGUAAUCAAAAUAGAUGUUUUGCUGUUCAUUAACUUCUGAACUUUAAUUCAUCUGUUGUCGUUAAUUCACUGUGUGGACAGCGUGCUCUUUCAAAUACCUGAGUACCAUUGUCAUCCCGCCCAGCCAGAAUCCUUUUCCCGCCAGGGACACUGCUGUGUUCAAGCCAUUUAAAAGACAGAUUGCAUUUUAUGGGCAUUGUCAGCAUGGAUGCUAGUGAGUCUGCUCCUGCUUUGAUUUUAAGAUUAGCACAAGUUUUGCACUUACCACAUAACUCCUGGGACAAUAGAAGGAGCUGUGGGCCCUUCUCCCCAGUUCAUGAUUUUACUCUUUUUUUUUUUUCU
Messenger RNA from Trichechus manatus latirostris (Florida manatee), 5159 nucleotides. It is a transcript of the gene CDC42SE2, whose product is annotated as CDC42 small effector 2. The transcript has 5 exons. Lineage: Eukaryota; Metazoa; Chordata; Mammalia; Sirenia; Trichechidae. Gene Ontology annotation, molecular function: small GTPase binding. The record is from RefSeq and is a predicted model, not a curated record. Gene Ontology annotation, biological process: regulation of Rho protein signal transduction. The coding region runs from base 2906 to 3160 and encodes 84 amino acids. Gene Ontology annotation, cellular component: plasma membrane.